AUGACAGUAGCCACACAAGCAGGACGAUACGGCAACCUGACCCCCGAACAGACCCUCAAGCUCAAGGACAUGUGGGCCCAUCUUCUGGGCGCCAUGGGAGUUCUGGACGAGACCACCGCCAAGCAGCUGUCUGCUUCUGUGCACACCGGAGGCGCGGCCGCCUCUGAGGCUCCGGCCCCCAAGAAGUCUGGAGGAGGCCUGUUUGGCCGAAAGAAGGCAGCCCCCGAGCCGGAGGAGGAUCUGUCUAACCAGGCCUCGUUCAAGGACGUGCUGGGCACAAUCUCCAUUGAGCAGCUGCGACUGGCUUUCUGGAACAUGGUGCGAUGCGACAACCCCGACAACCUGCUGCUGCGAUUCCUGCGAGCCCGAAAGUGGGACGUGCCCAAGGCCCUGUCCAUGAUGGCCGCCACCUUCAAGUGGCGUCUCCAGGAGGGCGACGUUGAGGAGAUUGAGUUUAAGGGCGAGCUGGGAGCCCUAAAGGAGAACGACGAGGAGUUCCUGCUUCAAUUGCGAUCUAAGAAGGCCUACAUCCACGGCCGAGACCUCGAGGGCCGACCCAUUGUCUACGUGCGACCUCGAUUCCACAACCCCAAGGCCCAGAAGGAGAAGUGCAUUGAGAACUUCACCGUCCACAUCAUCGAGACCGCUCGACUGACCCUCAACGACCCUGUUGACACCGCCGCCGUGCUCUUCGAUCUUUCCGGCUUUGCUCUCUCCAACAUGGACUACGCCGCCGUCAAGUUCAUCAUCAAGUGCUUCGAGGCCCACUACCCCGAGUGUCUGGGAGUUCUGCUCAUCCACAAGGCUCCUUGGAUCUUCUCUGGAAUCUGGAACAUCAUCAAAAACUGGCUGGACCCCGUGGUGGCUUCCAAGAUCCACUUCACCAAGAACACCUCGGACCUCGAGAAGUACAUCCCCAAGAAAUACAUCCCCAAGGAGCUCGGUGGAGACGAUCCGUUUGUCUACGAGUACAUUGAGCCCAAGGAGGGCGAGGGCGACCGACUUCAGGACGAGGCCACUCGAAACAAGAUGCUGCAGGACCGAAUCCAGAUCUACUCGGGCCUGGAGAAGAACACCAUUGACUGGAUCAAGUCCACCAAGCAGACCGAGGGUCCUCUUCUGCAGGAGCGAUCUGAGCUCACCAAGAAGCUGCGAUCUCAGUACUGGCAGAUUGAUCCUUAUCUCCGAGCUCCUUCCAUUCUCGACCGUCUCGGAGAAAUUACUUACGCUUAG
This is a messenger RNA of Yarrowia lipolytica CLIB122, 1233 nucleotides long. RefSeq lists its product as uncharacterized. The record is from RefSeq and is a predicted model, not a curated record. Lineage: Eukaryota; Fungi; Ascomycota; Dipodascomycetes; Dipodascales.